AAAUAAAUAAAUAAAUGUAACACUGUGAAUACUUUUCCGGUAAGUAGAAGUAAUGGGAUUCAUAUAUAGAAAUUGAAAGUAUACAUUUUGUGGGCAUUUAUUUCUUUACAGGUGCAUGUUAUGGCAUAAGAAGUUUCACUACUUUGUGAGCAGGGAGGUUUGGAUAUGCAUGGUCUUGCGGUGCUCGGAAAGAGCGGCGGAGUGAGGCCUCUUCGCUUUUCCCCUCCUCUCCGGGCUGGCUCCAGACUCCGGCGGGUCACAUGACAGAGCUGGGAAAACCUCCUGACUCCCCACUCCUCCUCUGCUCUCCUCCACCUCCCUCCCUCUCCCUCUCUCUCCCUCUCUCUCUCUCUUUCGUCUGUCAGUCGGCUGUUCUCUCUCGCUCGGCUUUUUGUGUAUCAUCCCCACCGCCGAGGCAGUGAAGAUGGCGGACACAGCCAGGGACCCUCCGCCGGAGCAAACCGACUUCCAGGAGCUGGAGGACGGGGAGGACCUCUUCCCGGAGCCGGCCGCCGCGCCAGAGCAGUCAGGACCAGCCAGUCUCCCUGCUGAAGAUGUCAGCACAAACUCCAACGGACCCAAACAGGACUCUCUGUUUGACGACGACCCCGAGGAUCUGUUUGCAGAGGCGACAGAGGAAGUUUCCCUGGACAGUCCGGAGAGAGACGUCCUGCUGUCGGACGGCCCGUCGCCCGCCAUCACCCCCAUCACCCCGCCCACCUCCGUCAUCACGCCGCGCAUCGGCCACGCCCACGACGACAUGUUCACACACUCCUCCUUCGACGAGAUUGAAGAGGAGGAGGGCGGCGACUCGUUCGACAUUCACAUAGCAGUGUCCGACCCGGAGAAAGUCGGUGACGGGAUGAACGCCUACAUGGCCUACAAAGUGACUACCAAGACCUCCCUGUCUGUCUUUAAGCAGGGCGAGUUCUCGGUGAAGAGGCGUUUCAGUGACUUCCUGGGGCUGCACAGCAAACUGGCCUCUAAGUAUCUGCACGUCGGCUACAUCGUGCCUCCCGCGCCGGAGAAAAGCAUCGUGGGAAUGACGAAGGUGAAGGUGGGGAAGGAGGACCAGUCGUCCAACGAGUUCGUGGAGAAGAGGAGAUCUGCCCUGGAGAGGUACCUGAUGAGGACGGUCAAACACCCCGUCCUGCUCAAGGAUCCGGACGUCCUGCAGUUUCUGGAAAGCUCCGAGUUGCCGCGGGCCGUCAGCACCCAGGCCCUGAGCAGCGCCGGGCUCCUCCGCAUGGUGAACAAGGCGGCCGACGCCGUCAACAAGAUGACCAUCAAGAUGAACGAGUCAGACGCUUGGUUUGAGGAGAAGCAGCAGCAGUUUGAGAACCUGGACAUCCAGCUGAGGAAACUUCAUGCCAGCGUGGAGUCUCUGGUCUGUCACAGGAAAGAGCUGUCGGUGAACACGGCGCUGUUCGCCAAGUCGGCGGCCAUGCUGGGGAACAGCGAGGACCACACGGCUCUGUCCCGGGCUCUGUCCCAGCUGGCCGAGGUGGAGGAGAAGAUCGACCAGCUGCACCAGGACCAGGCCAACGCCGACUUCUACCUGUUCUCCGAGCUGCUGGGAGACUACGUCCGCCUCAUCACCGCCGUCAAGGGUGUGUUUGAUCACCGGAUGAAGACGUGGCAGAAGUGGCAGGACAGCCAGAUGCUGCUGCAGAAGAAACGAGAAGCCGAGGCCAAACUGCAGUUCACCAACAAGCCCGACAAGCUGCAGCAGGCCAAGGACGAGAUCAAAGAGGAGAUUGAGGAGCUGGAGGGGAAGGUGCAGCAGGGGGAGAGAGACUUUGAGCAGAUCUCCAAAACGAUCCGCAAGGAAGUCAGCCGGUUCGAGAAAGAGAGAGUGAAGGACUUUAAAAGCGUCAUUAUCAAAUACCUGGAGUCUCUGGUCCAGACACAACAGCAGCUGAUAAAGUACUGGGAAGCCUUCCUGCCCGAAGCCAAGGCCAUCUCAUAGAGUCCAGCCACACCAACAGGCAAACUACAGUACCCAUAAUGCACCUCCCGGACCCCCCUCCUCCUCCUCUUCCUCCUCCUCUUCCUCCUCCUCCUGUUUCAGGCUCAGAGGGAAGAAGCGAAGCGAGGAAGCCGGGCGAAUGUUUGGGACUUUUUUCCGCGAUCACGACACACAACGAGAAAAAAUAAUAAACCAACAAACCACUUUGAAGUUUGACUGUGAACGCCUCACAGACUCCAUGCUUUCCUCUCAUGCUGCGUUCAGGUCCAGUGGGAAUAAUACCCGUCGGACAAAAAAAAGCAACACAAUUUUCCCACAACGUCAGACCAAAUCCUGCAGAAAAAAAAGUCUGAUGAAAACGGUGCAUUUAGUUUGUUUUAUCUGAACCAUAUUUACGGUGUAAUCUGCUCAAACGUCCGCUCCUUCCCACGGCACAUGAACGCAGCAUGAGCCUGUGAUGUCAUCAAAAGGUGACUGCUUCCCUUUACACCGCUGUCGGCUGGUUUAUCGUCCGUCUGUCUCGGCACUUGAAUUAGCAGAAAAAAAAAAAACAGCACAUGAGCGUUGUGAGAGCUCCUCUUUCAGCUAGCAGCUAGCGGUUUCCAUUGGUUUCAGUGGGGAAUGCUAACAAUGCUAACAAGCCUCUGAUUCAAAAUGGCUGCAGAGUGAUUUUUUUUUUUUUGUGGUUUGGAUGGAAGCUGUGAAACCUCGCUUCAUUUGCAUUUAAAAGCUUUUAUUUUGGUUGCUGUAUGAUCAUUAGUGAAGGCAACAUUUAUUUUUUUAUUUUGCCUGUUGUUUAUUUUUUUAUUUCUCUCCCUCUCGGCCAAUCAGAGCAGGGACAGAGGCAUCUCACUUCCUGGUUCCUGUCUGAUGGAAACUGUCUGUCUGUUCUUGUUCUUGUUUUUUUUUUUUUUUUUUUUCCCCAUCGAGACGUUUCCGGUUGAUUCUCGUGUUUUUAAGAAAGUGGUUUUGUACGGUUUUUUUUAUGUUUCCGUGGGUCAUGAAAGCAACACGAGGCGUUUACUGUGGUGUGCGUUUUAGUGAUGAAGAAGACAGAUUUUACUGUAAUGCCUGUUUGGGGAAACUAAAGCAAAUCAGUCUGUGUCUGACAUGUGGAAGAUAAAGUCCUCAGUCUGACCAGCGGCCAGAACAACAAAAAACUGAAAAAAAAAAAAAACUCAAAGUAUUAAUUUGAUAAAGACAUGAACAGAGAAAAGGAAGACAGUCUGGACAUUUUAGCGUCUUAGUGAAGCUGGAAUCGCUGUUUGGACCUUUUUCCUGAUAAAUUACUAAAACAGUCGAUUAUCCAAAUUCAAAUGAAUCGAAUCGACUCGCCCUGCCGACCCCGCGGGGACACACACGCGGCCUGCUCUGGGUCCCCCGCCCACAGGUUGGGAACCCCGUCCCGCGGUCAGACCGGAGCCGACGUCCUCCUGCCUCGUUUGUCCUCAGAGCGAAAGACUUUUGACGAUGUGAAGUUGGUUUUCUUCGGGCGCUCCGGCUCGUUAGCGUUGUUAGCAUUUCAUAGUGUUUCCUGGUUCAGUCUCGGCGCAAAAUGCUAACGAUGCUAACUCUCUGUUUUUAUUUUCAAUGAAGGAUUUUCCUGGUGAAGAAACGUUCAGUACCGGAUGAAGUCAGGUUUUUUUUUUUUUUCUUUGUCGUCCAGGUGACAGAAUCCGUCUGUGUCCGUCCGUCCGUCCGUCCGUCCAGCCCUCAGACUGUGAUGAUUAUUAUGGGCUGUUUCUCUUCCUGUUGAUCAGAACUAGAGCUGGGUUCAACCGCAAAUAUUUCCAUAUAAAGUCUAUAAAGAUAUUAAAAAAAAAAAAAAUCUUUUAGUUACUCUGAGUUUUCUUUCACGAUGCCGUUCUCUGUUGGAUAAUUGAAUAAAAAAGCACAUUUUGUGACAUUACAGAUGAAGCUGAAUCAGGCCUCGUUAAUUUGAGUUUUCUGUCAAAAUCCUAAAUGAUAUUUCAUCUCUUGUCGAAACUGAAACUGGAAAAUGUUGAUUUUUUUUUUCUGUUUGUUUUGUUUUUUUUAAAUUUUGUCAAUGGCCAGCUCUCAUUCACACUACUCCUCCGUCUCAAUCAUAUAACACUGUGUUGAUUGCUACUUUUUGUAUUUUAUUCCAUGUUUUAUUCUGUGUUUUUUUGCCACCUAAUGAUGUGCAAUGGUUGAGAGAUUUUUGGUUGAUUUUUUUUUUUCUUUCUUUUUUCACGAAUGACAGAAAGCUUUGUGUAAGCAGAUUUUUUUAACUGUUGGAAACGUUUUGGUUUUGACGUGACAUUCCUGCAGCGCGGCAGAAAAGACGUUUGAGUACUUUAAUUACAAUAAAGGAAUGUAUCUCA
Myripristis murdjan (pinecone soldierfish) is the source of this 4314-nucleotide messenger RNA. RefSeq names its product sorting nexin 2 (gene snx2). Gene Ontology annotation, biological process: early endosome to Golgi transport. Gene Ontology annotation, cellular component: endosome membrane; endosome. NCBI's taxonomy places the organism in Eukaryota, Metazoa, Chordata, Actinopteri, Holocentriformes, Holocentridae. Bases 425 to 1969 code for a protein of 514 amino acids. The record is from RefSeq and is a predicted model, not a curated record. The transcript has 16 exons. Gene Ontology annotation, molecular function: phosphatidylinositol binding.